CCAUCGUUUCUGGCUUCACACACUGAUCACUGAAGCAGGAAGCAUUGAGGCGCAGUCAGCUAUCUGAGUCCGCACUGUGGGAGCGGAAAAAGCAGCAGGCUUCAUGCCGUAAACCCGCUAUACACGCACUCACUCACACACACACACACACACACAGACACGCAGUUAUCUGGAGCUGUUAAAGAGAGCAGUGUCGGGGACGAGCUUUCUGUGCGGCUGUGGCUGUAGUUCGAGCUCGCUAUGGACCAGAGAGACACUGCGCCGGAGAGCUGGGAGGAGGACGACGUGGAGGCCCGGGCCGACACCGAGCUCCAGGCUGCCUUCACCGGCCUCAACGUCAACGCACCAGAGUUUGUACCGUCAUUCGUACCCAGGGUGUCUCCUCAAAACACCGGCUCCAACGGUCCUGACGCUGUUACGAACAUGGAGAUUUCAGAACCUGUAGCUGCUGUGGAAAACGGAGAAACAGAUACCGGCACAGCAGAGUCGUGGGAGGAGAAGGGUGACUCGGAUGAGGUGGAGGCAAGAGGCGGGGCUAUGGAGGAGAGCGGACCUGAGAGGGAAGAAGCCCAAGAUGAGAUGAUGAUGGAAGAGGAUGAGGAAAUGCUCACCCCUAAGCUGCCUCCUCCUCUCCCCGACGCCCCAAAGAAAGAGCAUGUUAAUGUUGUGUUUAUAGGACAUGUGGAUGCUGGCAAGUCGACAAUUGGUGGACAAAUCAUGUAUUUGACCGGCAUGGUGGACAAAAGGACCCUGGAGAAAUACGAAAGGGAAGCAAAAGAAAAGAACAGGGAGACAUGGUAUCUCUCUUGGGCUUUAGACACAAACCAGGAAGAGCGAGACAAGGGGAAAACAGUAGAAGUAGGAAGAGCAUAUUUUGAAACGGAGAAGAAGCACUUUACCAUCCUGGAUGCCCCGGGCCAUAAAAGCUUUGUGCCCAACAUGAUCGGUGGAGCAUCACAAGCCGACUUGGCAGUGCUGGUUAUUUCUGCCAGAAAGGGUGAGUUUGAGACGGGCUUUGAAAAGGGCGGUCAGACCCGCGAGCAUGCUAUGCUGGCCAAAACAGCUGGAGUCAAACACCUGAUAGUCCUUAUCAACAAAAUGGACGAUCCUACAGUAAACUGGAGCUUGGAUAGAUAUGAGGAAUGUAAAGAGAAACUAGUGCCAUUUUUAAAGAAGGUGGGCUUUAAUCCAAAGAAAGACAUCCACUUCAUGCCCUGCUCUGGACUGACAGGAGCCAACUUGAAGGAAUCUUCUGACAUGUGUCCUUGGUACACGGGGUUACCAUUUAUUCCACAUCUGGACAGCUUGCCAAACUUCAAUCGAUCAAGUGAUGGUCCCAUCAGAUUGCCCAUUGUAGAUAAGUACAGGGACAUGGGCACUGUGGUGCUUGGCAAACUGGAAUCAGGGACUAUCGGCAAAGCACAACAGCUUAUCAUGAUGCCAAACAGGCACACUGUGGAGGUGCUGAGCCUACUGUCCGAUGACGUAGAGACAGAUGACGCAGGGCCAGGUGAGAACCUGAAGCUACGUCUCAAAGGCAUCGAAGAAGAGGAGAUCCUCCCUGGCUUCAUUUUAUGCAAUGCAGAGAACCUGUGCCACUCAGGACGCACGUUUGAUGCCCAGAUUGUCAUUAUUGAACACAAAUCCAUUAUAUGUCCAGGUUACAAUGCAGUCCUUCACAUUCAUACCUGCAUAGAGGAAGUGCAGAUAACAGCCUUAAUCUGUCUGGUGGACAAGAAGACCGGAGAGAAGAGCAAGACACGUCCCCGCUUUGUCAAACAAGACCAAGUGUGCAUCGCCCGUCUUAGAACGGCAGGAACGAUCUGCUUAGAAACGUUCAAAGACUUCCCACAGAUGGGUCGUUUCACUUUGAGGGAUGAGGGUAAAACAAUUGCCAUUGGCAAGGUGUUGAAGUUGGUGCCAGAGAAGGACUGAUCCCACACAGAAGGACUGAUCUGCUGCACUGCGGAUUAGGACGAAGUGUGCAGCGACCUUUCCAACCAGAUUCCUUCAAUCUGCUCCAUUCUCUUAUUGUGGAUUAAAACUAAGAGAAACAUUUGAAAAAGGACAAUAUCAAAAUGACAGUAUGUUUUACGAAGAACAAUAUAAUAGAAAAAAAGCUCAGUGUGACAGCUUUCUCAUAUUGAGAGCUCAGCUAUGCCACUCAUGUAGCCCAAUUUUAAAGCCAGCCCAUUUCCACAGGCCCGUAUUCAGUGAGAAAAAUGGAUGCAAUGCUCAAACUGACUAUUGGCUUUUUAACUGCCCUCUUGAUUGAAGGAUUAAGCCAUUCCUUUGUUAACUGUCCUUAAGCAAUCUGAAACUGAUGAUGCAUAUGGAUUUUCUAAAAACAAUUGUUCACUGGGUUCAAGCUUGUUUGGCCAAUUAUAUAUUUGCAAUUGAGUCACUGUAACAGAAGAUGAUCUAUUUAUUAAGUCUAACCCCAACUGCACUGCUCUGAAAUGGGGUCCAUGAAGGUAAUCAAACUUUUUGCCUUCUCUUCAGAUGUUUGUACCGUUUCAGACUGCUUGAGUACAUGAGCACAGGAACAGUACGAAGCCUUUCAAAGUUACGUUAAAGUUCUGGUUGUGUCUGAUUUUUUUUUUUUGCAUAUCUAAUAUUUUUCUGGUCUUCUCCUAGAUCAGAUCUUUAGUUCAGUCUUUUUCGAAAUCAGAAAACUUGCGAUAUGGACUAUGGGCAUGCAUUUCAGUACAUGACUAGCAUUUUUUUAAAUAAAUGCACAAUUUCAGUCAAAACUAAACCAGAUCAGGCUUAUGCACACAAUAACUAGUCGUUGCUUAUCCUUUAAAAAUUGUACUCGGAUUAAAAAAAAAAAAAAGAACUGUGAUGUUACAGUUUCUCACACUACUUGGCAUCUGAUCCAGUUUUACAUACUUCUGUGGCGAUGUCAGCAUUAACUAUCCAACAAAAUAAAAUCAUUAAUUGAUCA
Clarias gariepinus (North African catfish) is the source of this 2947-nucleotide messenger RNA. RefSeq names its product G1 to S phase transition 1 (gene gspt1). The transcript is spliced from 14 exons. The record is from RefSeq and is a predicted model, not a curated record. The coding region runs from base 241 to 1935 and encodes 564 amino acids. Gene Ontology annotation, molecular function: GTPase activity; translation release factor activity; GTP binding. Lineage: Eukaryota; Metazoa; Chordata; Actinopteri; Siluriformes; Clariidae. Gene Ontology annotation, cellular component: translation release factor complex. Gene Ontology annotation, biological process: translation.